AGCAACCUCAGAACAGCCAAGGAAGGAGCACCAUCUCUGUCCCUACAACACACACACACACACACACUCACACUCGCACUCACACACACUCACACACUCCUCCCUCCUUCCCUUCCUCUCCCUCCCUUUCCCUCUUUCUGUCCCUCUCCCCCCACCAGCCCGCCCUCCCUCUCACUGCUGGUACCUUAAAGAAUAAAACACUUUAGUCUCAACCGAAUUGGGCACAGAUCCUGACUGAGCCUGUGUUCUGAGCUCUGGAAUAGCAGCAGCGUGCUCAGCAAGCCGCUGGUGAAUGCAAACCUAGUCAGCCAGCCAGAUACACAAGACAGACAGAGAGAGAGGGGGGAGAGAGAGGGAGAAAGGGGGGGAAAGAGAGAGAGGGAGGGAGGGGGAGAGAGAGAGAGAGAGAGAGAGAGAGAGAGAGAGAGAGAGAGAAGAGAUACACAGAGAGAAAGAAAGUAGGAGAGAAAGAAAAGGAAGGAAGCCCAGCACCGCCAGCCCCCAAGCUCUAACUUGUUUCAGUCCCUUCAUCUUUCUCUCUUCCUAGCUUCAGGGAAGUGACAGUGGAGACUGCUCUCGAGUUUUUCUCAGACAGGUCUCUGUGCUUCUCCCUGAGAAGAUGAAGUUCCCAGGAAUCCCUUCCCUAUGUGUUACUAGCCUCGGGCUUCUCCUCAUGAUAUCCAUUCUACCAACUGGAACUGGGCAAGAACGGAAAGAACCCGGAGAGUUUGUCAAGCAGGACAUUGGCGGGCUGUCUCCGAAGCAUGGUCCGGAUAUUUCAGAUGACAGUACUGACAACAUCACCAUCUUCACCAGGAUCUUGGACCGCCUGUUGGAUGGCUACGACAACCGUCUAAGACCAGGGCUUGGAGACACUGUCACUGAAGUCAAGACGGACAUCUACGUGACCAGUUUUGGCCCUGUCUCCGACACAGACAUGGAAUACACCAUCGAUGUAUUCUUCCGACAGACCUGGCAUGAUGAGCGCCUCAAAUUUGAUGGGCCCAUGAAGAUCCUCCCACUCAACAAUCUCCUGGCCAGCAAGAUCUGGACCCCAGAUACAUUCUUCCACAAUGGCAAGAAGUCAGUGGCUCAUAACAUGACAACACCCAAUAAAUUGCUCAGGCUUGUGGACAAUGGGACCCUCCUCUACACGAUGAGGUUGACCAUUCAUGCUGAAUGUCCCAUGCACUUGGAAGACUUCCCCAUGGAUGUGCAUGCCUGCCCACUGAAGUUUGGAAGCUAUGCCUACACAAAGGCCGAAGUGAUCUAUUCCUGGACUCUUGGAAAAAACAAAUCUGUGGAAGUGGCACAGGAUGGCUCUCGCCUGAAUCAGUAUGACCUGCUGGGUCAUGUUGUUGGAACUGAGAUCAUCAGAUCUAGUACAGGAGAAUAUGUCGUCAUGACAACCUACUUCCACCUUAAACGCAAGAUUGGUUACUUUGUGAUACAGACCUACCUACCCUGCAUCAUGACGGUCAUCCUGUCCCAGGUUUCUUUUUGGCUUAACCGAGAAUCUGUCCCUGCCCGUACAGUAUUUGGGGUCACCACUGUCCUCACCAUGACCACCCUGAGCAUCAGUGCCAGAAACUCUUUACCUAAGGUGGCAUACGCGACGGCCAUGGACUGGUUCAUAGCCGUCUGUUAUGCCUUUGUGUUUUCUGCGCUGAUUGAAUUUGCUACUGUCAACUACUUCACCAAACGGAGCUGGGCUUGGGAUGGCAAGAAGGUGAUAGAAUCUCAGGAACAGAAGAAAAAAGAGCCGAUGACCUUGACCAAGAAAGCAAACAACACCUACAACAUCGUGGGGACCACCUAUGCUCUCAACAUUGCCAAGGACCCUGGCCUCUCCACCAUCUCGAAGAGUGCUGCAGCCAGUGCUACUGCUUCAGGGGCAGCUGUCUCCCCACCCAAGACACCCCAUGUGGUGGAGAGUCCCCCUGAAACCAAGAAGACCUACAACAGUGUCAGCAAGGUAGACAAGAUCUCCCGCAUCAUCUUUCCUGUGCUCUUUGCCAUCUUUAACCUGGUCUACUGGGCCACGUAUGUCAACCGGGAGUCAGCCAUCAAGGGCAUGAUCCGGAAACAGUAAAGCUGUAGCUCCACACUUCAUUGCCAAGAAGCAUUCCAGGAGAUGUUGCCCACGGGUCUGCUCUCAUUUCCUUCAGAACAUAAAGGCUUUGCUUUAGAACCAUCAGCCAGUCGUGAUUCUUUCAUUUGGCUCACUUCAGGCUGUCAACUUCAAAAAAUGUCAAUAAGGAAACACAUGCCUCUAACAUUGGGACUCUGCCCUCCAUCAGUACCCUUUGCUGAUACCAGUCUGUUGAUCCACCAGCUUCCCCAUCCUGCCCACUCCUCACUGCCCUGCCAAUCUUCAAAAGAAAGCCAGUGUGUGGAUACCCAUAAUUCCAUGCUAACAUCCUACAAUGUAUAUACAUCUAUGAUUUCCUCCACCUAUACCCAUUCUCCAUCUAUUCACCACAAAGUACUUUGGCUGCUCUUGAUACUCCAAGGUGACGAGGCAGCACUUGGUGACCUAGGCCAGACUUAUCAGCUUCAUGUGUCUAUUUAACUGGGACUCCAUAAAGGGGUUGAAUAACAGCUGGAUUCCUAUCUCACAUUCCUUCUUAUUAAGCCUCCUUCAUGCCACAAAGGAUGCUGUAGUCUAUAAGAGCUCCUAGACUGUGGAAUCAGGAAAAAAGAUUGUAUGCAAAACAGGUCCACCAACUCCUAGGGUCUUGGCCAUGCCCACUUGUUUUCCUGACUAUACCAUCCCACACUGGCUGCCCUAAGUAUGGUCUGAAUGGAGAGAAGUGACUGGCUCUGCAUGGUUGUCCUCUGCCCUUCCCCAGGUCCACAAGUAGUGCAUUGGGUGCUCCUAGGAAGACUUCUCUCUCUGAAAGCAAUGGUAAAAUCCUUUCUCUGUUACCCUGCACCUGCCUGGAGACACUGAUUUGUCCUGCACUGUUGGCUUCUACAAAUUCUUUUUUUCCUAUCUGAAUUCUCUACUAUGAAUUCUUCAGAAAGAGAAUCAAGUAUUUGAAGAAAACAAAACCAAGAAAACCACCAAGGGAAAGAUACCCUCCCAACCCAAAAGAAAUUCAAAAAUGAAACUCUGAUAAGGAGCCAGAAGCUUGGUGUAGGAUGGUGGCAAUCAGAUGGACUAGAAAGAUUCUGAAACGUUCUUCUGUCUCUAAAUGCUAAAGCCAACUCCAAAAUACUCAUGACCCAUCCCUCAUCAAUCAGACUCUCUGUAAAAACAAGAAGCCAGACACCAAGGGGGCUUGGGUAAUUUGAAGAGCUUUUGUGGUGAGGUCAACUAGCUAGAUGAACAGGGCUCGCCAAAAGUUCUGUCUCAGGUUGCUGACGCCUCCACCUUCUCCAGUUCCUCUAGCCCAUCCCUGCCAACUCCAACUGCUCACCAAGACAAGAAGCCAGAAGCUGAGGGGGCAGAGGGUUGUACAGUUGAGAAGUCACCCAUGGAGUGGGCAACCAGCUAGAUGGGGUAGGUCUAGACUAAGUUCUGUUUGCUGUACCAACUUACUGAAGGCUCAGCUUUCUCUCUAGCCAGCAACUCCCAUUCAGACUCUGCAAAGACAAGAAGCCAGAAGUCAAGGGUCCUGUUGACAUCUGGGGAGGAUUCCUGUGGAGAUGCCAUCAGAUGGAUGAGCAGGAUGACUCCAAGGAAUGCUGCUGUCCCAGGCUGCCAAAGCCUCAACCUUCUCCGCAGCUCUUCCAGCCCCUGUUCUGGUUCUCAAUACACUGAAUCUCCUGACUCAGGCAUUUGUCACCAAGGUAGCCCCCCAAAGGAAGCCUCCCCCCACCAGACCACUCAUUUUGCUUCAUUGCCCUUAAAUGGUUAGUUUGGAUGUUCUUUAGCCUAGGAGAUGCCAGAAUGUGGUCUCUGAGUUCUGGCUUUGUCUUUUUGUUCCUUGCCCUUUCUCUUCAACUCCAUUUCCCUGGGAUCACCCAAAUGAAAAACUGACUUUUCCAUUUUCCCCAGUUAGGACAUUGUCAAAGCCAGACAUUUCAACAGGAAUAAAAAUUGGUAGAGACAGAAGGGAACCCUGAAAAAUUGGGGUGCUCAGUGGAUGAUAUACUAAGACUAAAAAGCCUACCUAGAUUCCCAUCCCUCCCAUGCGGAUUUCAGACUGGCUCAGGGUCUCCAAUGCAGCCAUCUUAUCUGAGAUCUUUGAGACCAAACUGAGGACAAUUUCUUACCCUCCUCCCUGUCCCUUGGCAUCCCACUUCUCUCUAGUGAAUCCUAUCAGCCUAGGGCACCUUCUCCCCAUUGCAAUCUCAAGGUCUUUCUCCAAAUGAGCAGUCACCUGCCCUGCAUGACUGGCUGGAUGUGACCUUUUCAUUCCCUCCACAUUUAUCAUAGAGGGUCAGAGCCUCAUUUGGUUAAAUGCCAUUGUCAUGCAUUCUGUGCAUACUGAUGUGUCUGCAGCCUGCAGGAGACAAGAUCCACCUGGAUUCCAAGGGAAUGUGGGACUCAGAGUGAGAAAGUGCCAGGGGCAAAUGUAUGCCAGGGGGAGGAGGAAGGAACUCUAGGUGGGCAGGAAGAGAAACAGCCUUCCUAUUCUCUCUCAAACCUCAAUAAAAUGAGGAAAUGGGGACCAAUGGAAGGAUCUCCCUGACUAUUAGAAUCUUGGGCAGAGCCAUCCUGGGAAGUAUAUUGCUAGCUACUCCCCUCCAGCCCGAGUCCUCCUUUCAUCAACAAUUCUACCACUGGAUCCAGGGAGCUUUCAGAGCUUGAGAGCCUUUUGCUUUUUGAUCAGGAAUCCAUGUUAACGUUAAGAAAUGCCAUUGCUUGUAGCUUAGGAACCGAGAAGUUGGUUUGGGCAGGAGACAGGAUUCUGUCGGGGGUCAGGAAAUUCUAGGAGGAGAGGAGAGAGUGAAAGGGAAAUGGCAGGCACACAUGGGUAUCCACCUAAAGCUUUUCACUCAAACGAUAGCACAUUAAAGAAUGACUUCAAUUUCUCUUCCUAAGGCUAAUUCUCUAAAAGACUAAUUCAACAAGCUUUUACUAAGACGCCAUUAUGUGUCUGGUCCUGGGCUGAAUCCAGUCAAAACAAAGAGAGGAAGAGGCUCUGUUUGGCUAAGACUACCAAUGACUAAGAAAGGCCAAGAAAAUUUGCCAGGGAUAUUUGAUUUUCCAAACAAGGAACCAACCAGACCCAGCCAAUACUCUUUGGUACCUGGGAAUCUUGAACAACAGUGCUAACUCAAGGUUCAGGUCUUGCUUAAUCUAACCAUAAUCAAGGCAUAGGGUUUUAUUUGAACUAACAAAUGAUUAUCCUUCCCAAUAAAAGCAUACAUAUUGUUAUUUUAAUAACAAAUUUCCACAUAAUUUCCUAAAGUUAGAUGAUCCAAAUUAUCUCCCUCCCUUCUUCCCUCCCAGAGCUGAGAAGCAAUUCAAUCGGAGUUAAACAUGUAUUAUCCUAUUUUCAUAUUGUUCAUUUUUUGUAAGUGAAUAAUCUUAUAAAAUCCAAAUCCCAAAUAUGAUACCCAAAUAAACAAAAGAUAAAUCAUAUGUUUUAAUCUGCAUUCCACUCCAAUAGUUCUUUCUCUGGAGGUGGAACAUUCUUUUUCUUAAGUCCCUUAGAAUUGCCCUGAAUCAUUACAUUGCUAUUAGUACAUUAGUACAUUGAUUGUUCCACAAUAUUGCUGUUACUAUGUACAGUGUUCUUCUGGUUCUGCUUAUUUCACUCUCCAUCAGUUCAUGGAGGUCUUUCCACUUAUUUCUGAAAUCUUCCUGUUCAUCAUUCUUUAUAGCACAAUAGUAUUCCAUCACCAUCAUGUACUACGAUUUGUUCAGCCAUUCCCCACUUGAUGGAUAAAUCAUUAGUUUCCAGAUUUGCCACCACAACAAGAGCAGCUAUAAAUAUUUUUGUACAAACAGGUCUUUCCCAUGUUUUUCUCUCUUUGGGAUACAGACUUAGUAGUGGUAUUACAGGAUCAAAGGGUAUGUAGUCUUUUAUAGCCUUUUGGGAAUAAUUCCAAAUUGUCCUUCAGAAUGGAUGGAUCAGUUCACAACUCUACCAGCAAUGCAUUAGUGUCCCAAUUUUGCCACAUUCCCUCCAACAUCUAUCAUUUUCCUUUACUUUUCUUUAAUAUUGACCAAUCUGAUAGGUCAAUCUGAGGUGGUACCUCAGAGUUGUUUUAAUUUACAUUUCUCUAAUCAAGAGUGAUUCAGAACAUUUUUUCAUAUGAUUAUUGACAGUUUUGAUUUCUUCAUCUGAAAACUGCCUAUUCAUAUCCUUUGAUCAUUUGUCAACUGGAGAAUGACUUGGAUUCUUAUAAAUUUGACUUUGUUCUUUAUAUAUUUGAGAAAUGAGACCUAAUCUUGUUUGCAUUGUUUUUGUUUAUACAAAACCUUUUUAAUUUAAAAUAAUCAAAAAUUUUAUCAAAUUCUUCCCUUCUUCACAGAUCUGACAGGUAAACUAUUCUACGUUACCCCUAAUUUACUUAUAACAUCACUCUUUAUCAUAUAUUAAUCAUAUACCCAUUUUGACCUCAUAUUGAUAGGGUGUGAGAUACUGAUCUAAACCUAGUUUUUGCCAUAAUGUUUUCCAAUUUUCCCAGCAGUUUGUGUCAAAUAGUGCCCAAUAGAAUUGUAAACAAAGUUAGGAUUCCUAUAUUCUUUGUCUAAUGGGUCUUCCCAGCAGGGAACAUUAUCCUGUAUAGCUGUAACAUAGGUGUGUAGUGUGUGUGUGCGUGGGUGUGACAUGUACACCUUCAGAUGUUAAUGUUCUCAAUAGGGUAGAACCCAUAGAAAAUUCAUCCAAAUUUCUUUUUAUGGUUGAUUGUGAAAGGUAGCCACUUGUUAGCUUAAGAAAGAUUCUGAUUAAUAUGAAAUUGAGGAAUUUCUAGAAUGAAGUGGUUAACUGGCCAUCUCUGUUGGAGACAGCCCAAGACCUUAACCAGGACACCCAAAUGUACACAGGAUUAGCAUGGAACUAGGCAUAUACAAGUAGACAAAGAUAUGUAUUUAGAUGUUUUAUUAGCAUAGAUGGAGAUCCCAGCAAGUAGCCUAGGUCAGGGAAGGUUUGCCACCAUAUAUUAAUUUGUGAAGUGAAGCUGGAAGGAGUGGGGAAGAACAAGCAAGUGUUAAAGAAGGAUAUGAAGUCUUCUGAUGUGAAUAUGAAUUAUGAUCACAUUUUUCUAGUGGGAGUUGUUUGGAACCACUUCAUUCACCUCCUCUGUCGUUCCUGCCAUAACUAGGAUUGUUGCUAUUGCUCUUAUGGACAAUAACAUCCUAGAUUUUCUGAGCAUCAUGUUUCAGAAGAGCUUGGGAUAGUCACUCAUAUCUCAUUUCACCUCACCUCCUCAGAGGGAAUAAUGAAGCAGGGUGUAGAAGAGGGCAAAUAUCAUUCUUUCUACUUUACAGGUAGAGAAACAAGGUGACCAGGAGGUCAACUGCCUUGCUCCAGAUAAAUUAAAUAGUCUUCAAUAUUUUCUGCCAUUUUCCUUAGUCUUUUGUUACUUUUUUCUUCAUCAACUUCUUUGAUUGGGUCAUUCAAGUCUGAGGUUUUCCCCUGCUCAGUCUAGGCACCUUGGGAUAAUGGCUCUUCGGGAAAGCCUCCUGGUACUAUAUAGCAUCUACAAGUGAUUCCUCUUUCCUCUCUGAGCUAUUCCUAGCCUACUUGUAUUCCCAGGUUUGGCCUUCUUUUAUUCAUUCAUUCCAGCUCUCUCAUCUAGGGCUAUUCUUUAAGAACUCCCAAUAGGAGAAAGUCUAUUCUAGGGCUUCUCCGGAUUAGCAAAUUAACACUGCUCUCUGCCCUCUUCUAGGCAACAUUUCUCCCUUUGACUGUGGAUCCUUCCUAGGUUUAGUUACCUACACAGGCUGUGUCUUUUCCCAUCCCCCAUACCUUCUGCAUGGACAAACUCUGGUAUGUCCAGGCUGAAUUCAGGCCAUCCUGCCCCUUUCUGUCAGCUCAGCUCCCCAAAUUGUGCAUAUGAUUUCUUUUGCAAAAACAGUUCUGCUAUGAGAAGUGUGCUUUGGGGUCAGCCAUUUCCAAAGUUUUCUGGGUGGUAGCAUUGGAGGUAAAGCCAAGAGAAGUGAGUGGCCAUACUGAGGCCUGUAGUCCAUUCAUCAAAGACCCAGUUAUUCUCAGGGAUGCACAGUGAUCUAGUGUUCUGAGUGACCCCAAGGUUCAGGUCCAGGAAUUAUUCUACGAGCAAUUUGUCCAGUAGGGUAAGCUUCAUGAGACUUAGAGGCUAAAGAAGGUACUUGCUCUGAUGACUUGGGAACCAGUGGAAACCAUACCUGGCACCUGCCUGGUGGAGAAAGUGGUCUACAUGUGACCUACAGCAGCUCCUCUUGUACUGGGGUCCCUUCCUCAUUCCUAAAGCCAGCAUGCCCUGUCCUUCAGUGAACCAUGAGGCAACCUCCCAACCUUUUAGCGGAGAAGACAACUAUAUCAAAACUGAGAUAAAACCCCAACUGAGAAGCUAAACUGAUGCCCUCUGAUCAGCCAGCUAGGGCCCUAGAGCCAUGCUUCCCCCAGGCCACAAAUGAUCAGGCCACCCACUACUUUAGUCUUCCACUUCCUUUUCACAUUCAACACCCUGCCCAGUUGGGCCUCUAAUCUCAGGGGCCCUUAGCAGUCACAUCCUGCCCCUCUCCCUUCAGCUAGUCAAAACCUGAGCUGGCACGAUUGGUCUGUAAGGCAGACUUGUUCCCCAGCAGAAGCAACAUGAAAGGGACAAGGGUUCUCUCCUUGGAUAGGAAUAGUUAGAAAACUGCCAGCAACAUUGUUGAAGGACUAAAGCCAGGUUAGCUGUUGCUAGCACAUCAGUUAUCCCUGGCUGAGUCCAUCCAUCUUAUUAAUAUUGACCUUACUAGAUUGAGCCAAUUAGUGUAAACUGAACCCCACACUAAAGCACCCUCGGUUCCUUUGACUCCUUACAACUGGAAGGCAGACAGCAAGGCUGACCACUUGCCCAGUCACAAGGUAAAAGCACUGACCAUGUGUCAGUAUGAAAAACUUAGCUUCUCUUUUACCAGUCUACUCCUUAAUGGCUUUGGGCCACCUACUCUUCAACUUAACAAAUGGAUGGAUCUUCUAAUAACAGUGAUCAACAGACUGAUGAACUGAGUACUCACUAAGCCAUAGCAAAUGGGAAUGGGGCGGACUUGGAGGAAAAUUCCCCAUUCUUCACAGAGAUACCAUGGAGUGGCAUAUGUGUUUGGGUGCCACGCAGGCGCCGUUGCUUACCCACAGUUUCACUGUGACUAUUCAUAUCCUGAGCUAUGGAGUAUGAACCAAAUAGCUUGAUUUGAAAAGAAAAACAAGUUCACCAAGACAUCUCCUCCAAAAUAAACAAAUGAAUAAAUAGCACCAGAUGCAUGACAAGUACUACCCCUCAUCCAGCAGCACCCUAGCAGGACAUGUCUUAGGUGAACAGAGGGUGUUCAAGAUGGCGGCCUUGUUCAUUCCAGCUUGGCAUACCCACACUGGCCUUCACUGAGGCCUAACAACAAAAUACUACAUUAGGUCAUGGCUAGGAGACAUAUUCCCCUCAAAACCCCCGGGCAUCCCCCUGUGCUAGUUGGCUCUUCUCUUCCUUACUGUCUGCUUUGUCUUCCCUUCCCUAUGAAAGAGACCCAGGGUCAUCCACAGUGGUAAUGCAUGACAAUCCCAUUAUUCUUAAAACUGUGUCUGUGAAGUAAUUAAUGGCUAGAGAAUGUACACUUUAUUGAAUGGGGGUGGGAUGGGGUUAGGGUUAGUUUAUUGAGUGGCUGUUAAUGAUCUUCUUAAAGGAAUUUCUUAUGGAAACUGUGACCUUUUCCGCUCUGUAGAAUUGUGUUUCCCAAUGCUUUUGGUGCAAUGUUUAAUGCCUGUUCAAUACAGUUAUUUCUGAAUUGUA
Messenger RNA from Monodelphis domestica (gray short-tailed opossum), 9876 nucleotides. RefSeq names its product gamma-aminobutyric acid type A receptor subunit alpha3 (gene GABRA3). Gene Ontology annotation, biological process: gamma-aminobutyric acid signaling pathway; chloride transport; monoatomic ion transmembrane transport. Gene Ontology annotation, cellular component: membrane. The record is from RefSeq and is a predicted model, not a curated record. Gene Ontology annotation, molecular function: GABA-A receptor activity; extracellular ligand-gated monoatomic ion channel activity. Lineage: Eukaryota; Metazoa; Chordata; Mammalia; Didelphimorphia; Didelphidae.